Messenger RNA from Cannabis sativa, 2031 nucleotides. RefSeq names its product replication protein A 70 kDa DNA-binding subunit D-like. Gene Ontology annotation, cellular component: nucleus. Gene Ontology annotation, biological process: DNA replication; DNA recombination; DNA repair. Gene Ontology annotation, molecular function: DNA binding. The record is from RefSeq and is a predicted model, not a curated record. Lineage: Eukaryota; Viridiplantae; Streptophyta; Magnoliopsida; Rosales; Cannabaceae. The coding region runs from base 357 to 1868 and encodes 503 amino acids. The transcript is spliced from 8 exons.
CGAACUAGAUACAUAUAUCUAUUUGGAUAGGCUAAAAGAUCAUUUCUGCCAAAGUAAAAACAUAUAUAAAUAAAAUAAUUAACAUACAUAUAUAAAAAUAAAAUAAUGGACGCACUCAUAACAAUUAACUGAAAAAAAAAUUAAAUACAAUCAUAAUUAUUAAUGUUUUCAAUGUCUUUUGAAAUACAUUCUUAAUGAUUCUACCAAUAAUUAUUUUCAUUAAUACUAUAAAUGUACAGUUUUUCAUACUAUCAACUAUUUAAGGAUUGCUAAAUUGUCCUCCAAUUGAUACCAACUAAAUAUUUUACAAAAAUAGAAAAAAAAAAAUCUUAUUUGGAUUGCGUAUAGUAUACUUCAUGGAGUACUCUUUUCUUAGUGACUUACACAAUGAAUCGGAGAGUUGGAUGAUAAGGGUUAGGGUAUGUCGAAUGUGGGAAUCUCUUAACACUAAGAAAAAUGGAGAAUUGAUUCACCUCAACUUGAUUUUUAUUGAUGAGCAGGAAAAUCUAAUCCAUGCCACCAUCACAAAAACUUUAGUUCCUAGGUUUAAGAACCUAUUGAGUGAAGGCUCCUUGUAUAGUAUCAAGGGUUUCAAGGUUGUCAAAAGCACAGGGGAAUAUAGACCACUUUCCAAUGAGUAUAGGAUUAUUUUUUUGGUUGGAACUUCUCUCAUGAAGUUAGAAGAAGAAACGAUUCAGAUUCCAAUUAAUGGAUUUCAAUUUAUUACUCCAAAUUUAAUUGAUUUGCGUGUUAAUAAUAAUGAAAUACUCUCAGAUGUUGUUGGGUGUCUACGUGGUGUGGGUGAUUAUGAAACUGUUGGAGGGGGCUGGAAAAAAAGAGAUAUCACCAUUCUAACAAAUUAUUCGGAGACAUCGAAGAUUACUUUGUGGGGAGAUUUGGGAAAGAUGUUCGAACCAAAAUUAUAUGAGAAGGAUAAUGGCCCUGUGAUUGUGAUUGUAACUUCAACAACUAUUAAAAAUUUUAGAGGUGAAGUUAGUUACUCUACGACAACUGCCAGCAAAAUAUACAUAACUCUGAAAACAGAUUAUGUAGCAUCAUUAGUAGAAAAAUUUUCUACCAUCUCCAAUGGUGUUGAAGUGAUAGAGAGGUCAAAUGUGAAUAAGAUUUCACCUGAGGAAGAGAUGUUCCUUAACAGGAUGAGCAUUGAAGAACUCUUAAAGACUGAUUGGAGUCCUCAACUUAAGGAAUAUUUUCUUACUGUGAGGGGAAAAAUAACAGAAAUAGACAACACAUUUGGAUGGUACUAUAUCUCCUGCCAAAAAUGCUUUAGAAAACUUGAACUUGAAGAUGGUGUUUAUAAAUGUUCCAAGUGCAACAACAAAUGUGACUAUCCUCUUGUGAAGUACAAAAUACAUAUAAAAGUUGAGGACAAGACUGCAGAGACAACUUUGGUGAUAUUUAAUGAUAUAGCUGAGAGCUUACUUGACACAGCAGCAAACAAGUUGUUUAAACAAACAACCGAUGAUGUUCCAACAGAAACUCAAAGUCUUUGUGGCAGAGAAUUUGUUUACAAGUUGAAGUUGAAUACGUAUAAUUUGAAAUAUGGACAUGAGAAUUUUACAGUGUCAAAGGUUUUCAAUCUGAAUGAGAAAUUAGAAGAGCAAGAUGAGUUGAAGAAAAUAAAAGAUCAUAAGGAAAAAAAUAAUAAUACUAAUGAAGAAAAUGAGAAUAAAAAUCGAAAGGAGUUACAUUUUAAAGACAUAACUGUUGCAAAAGAUUUAGAAGAUUCUGAUGAAGAUUAUCAUCAUAGCACUUCUCUUACCAAAAAAAAUAGAAAAAACAUAAUUAUUGAAGAUGAUAGUGAUGAUGAAAAUAUGAAUCAAAAAGCGAUUGAGAAAAUAGUGUAAUUAGUAUUAUUGCAAUCCAUCUUGUGGAGUCCUUUGUUUUAAAUUUUAUUUUAUUUUGAUAUAGUAUUUGUGGUGUGAUGAGAGUUUUGUUAUUUUCUUAUUUAUGUACUGUUUAAGUGUGAUUUGAUGAAAUACUUUAAUUAUAUAUCGUUUAAGUGUGUUA